ACGUAUCCUGGUGUGCGCGGUGACUUCAAGACGCACGUGUUCGGGACGUGGCGAGGAGGGGGCGGGGCCUCGCCAUUUGUUUUGGUCACGUGGUGAGCAGCACGGAACCCCCCCCGCGUCACGUGACCACUCGCCUCGAAUACAGCAGCUCCCGUCCCGCUGAUGGCUAAGAAGGAGGCUAGCUCACUACGUGCUCCUGUGGAGCAGUACAGGAAGCAGAUUGGGAAGCAGGACUACAAGAAAUCCAAGACGCUGAUGAAGGAGACCAAGAUGAGGGCAACGCAGAGGAAGAGCAACUCACACACACAGGAUAUGAUGGUGAUGGUGUUUACCGGUGCCACCAUCCUCAUGGUGCUCUACGCGUUGCUGUACUACACCAUCUUCUCCGAGUCCACCUCAGACAUCGGCUAUGAGGGAGACUUCUAGGGACUUCUGGUGAUGCCUGAAGACUUCUGGUGAUGUCUGGAGUCUUCUAGAGACUUCUAGAGGCUUCUGGUGAUGUCUGAAGACUUCUAGAGACUUCUAGGGACUUCUGGUGAUGUCUGAAGAGUUUUGGUGAUGUCUGUAGACUUCUAGAGACUUCUAGGGACUUCUGGUGAUGUCUGGAGU
This is a messenger RNA of Petromyzon marinus (sea lamprey), 609 nucleotides long. The record is from RefSeq and is a predicted model, not a curated record. NCBI's taxonomy places the organism in Eukaryota, Metazoa, Chordata, Hyperoartia, Petromyzontiformes, Petromyzontidae.